Messenger RNA from Rotaria sordida, 2169 nucleotides. The record is from the annotation of a GenBank genome assembly. Lineage: Eukaryota; Metazoa; Rotifera; Eurotatoria; Philodinida; Philodinidae.
AUGUGUGGUAUUUUUGGUUAUUUGAAUUAUUUGGUUAAACGUGAUCGUCGAUUUAUUGCUGAUAUUCUUAUAAAUGGUCUUCAUCGUUUGGAAUAUCGUGGUUAUGAUUCAUCAGGUAUUGCAUUUGAUGGUGAUGAUGUUGAAGGAAGUGAUACCAAACAAUCAUUAAAAUCUAGACGAGCUUGUGUUGUUGUACGACAGAAAGGAAAAGUUGAAGAACUUGAACAUGUUGUUAGAUCAUUAGAAAAUAUUGAUUGGGAUGCAGAAUUUACUGUUCAUGUUGGUAUUGCACAUACACGUUGGGCAACACAUGGUGAACCAAAUGCAGUUAAUUCUCAUCCACAACGUUCAGAUGAACAAAAUCAAUUUGUUUGUGUUCAUAAUGGAAUUAUAACAAAUUAUAAAGAUAUUAAACAAUAUCUUACAAAUAAAGGUUAUAAAUUUGAAUCAGAAACUGAUACAGAAGUUGUUGUCAAAUUAGUUAAAUAUCUUUAUGAUAAACAUAAAAAUGAAAAUAUUAGUUUUCAAAAACUUAUUGAAAUGGCUUGUUCACAAUUGGAAGGUGCUUUUGCACUUCUUUUUAAAAGUACACAUUUUCCAGGUGAAUUAUGUGCUACACGUCGUGGAAGUCCAAUGGUUAUUGGAGUUAAAUGUGCAGAUCAAUUAGCUACUAGUCAUAUUCCAGUUAUGUUUAGUAAAGAUCUUUCAAAUCCUCGAUUUACCAAAGAUUUAUUCAAUCAUCAAAAUAGCAAAGAUUCACGUAAUGAUAUUCAGUUAGUUGAAACUACUUCAGCAAAUCUGCGUGGUGUUUUUUCACCUCCAUUAAUGAUUACUGAUCAAUCAGCAUCGGAAUUAGCAGUUACUGGCAAUGAUCGUAGUAUUGAAUAUUAUUUUGCUUCGGAUGCUAGUGCUAUUAUUGAACAUACAAAUCAAGUUAUUUUCAUGGAAGAUGAUGAUCUUGCUGUUGUUAAGAAUGGUGCAUUAACUAUUCAUCGUACACAACAUGGUGAAGUAACAGGUCAAUCAGCAAUUCGUGAAAUUCAUGAACUUAAAAUUGAAUUACAACAAAUUAUGAAAGGUAAUUAUAAAUAUUUUAUGCAAAAAGAAAUUUAUGAACAGCCAGAAUCCGUUGUUAAUACAAUGCGUGGUCGUGUAAAUUUCAGUGCAAAAAAAGUUGUACUUGGUGGUAUUAAAGAUUAUAUUAAUGAAAUUCGUCGUUGUCGUCGUUUAAUUUUAAUUGCUUGUGGUACAAGUUAUCAUUCAGCUGUGGCUACAAGACAAUUACUUGAAGAAUUAUCUGAAUUACCAGUUAUGGUUGAACUUGCUUCGGAUUUUCUUGAUCGAAGUACACCAGUUUUUCGAGAUGAUGUUUGUAUCUUUGUUUCACAAUCAGGUGAAACAGCAGAUACAAUCUUAGCUUUGCGUUAUUGUAAACAACGUGGUGCACUUAUUGUUGGUUUUACGAAUACAGUCGGGUCAAGUAUUUCACGUGAAUCACAUUGUGGUGUUCAUAUCAAUGCUGGACCUGAAAUUGGUGUGGCAAGUACAAAAGCAUAUACAAGUCAAUUUCUUGCUCUUGUUCUUUUUGGUCUCGUCUUAUCUGAAGAUUCAAUUUCAAAAGAACCAAGACGUAAAGCUAUUAUUGAUGGUCUUCAACAAUUAGCAGAUCUUAUUAAAAAAGUACUUGAAUGUGAUAAAAAAAUACGUGAAUAUGCUGAAGCUUUAUAUAAAGAAUCAUCAUUAUUAGUUAUGGGUCGUGGUUUUAAUUUUGCAACAUGUCUUGAAGGAGCUUUGAAACUAAAAGAAUUAACAUAUAUGCAUUCAGAAGGUAUUCUUGCAGGUGAAUUAAAACAUGGUCCAUUAGCUAUGGUAGAUCAUUUAAUGCCAAUUGUUAUGAUUGUUAUGGAUGAUCCUGUUAAAACAAAAUGUAUGAAUGCAUAUUCACAAGUUCAAGCUCGUGGUGGUCAACCGAUAAUAAUUUGUAAUGAAGAUGAUGAAGAAUUAAUAAAAUUAACAUCUCGACAUAUUGCUAUACCGCGUACAGUUGAUUGUCUUCAAGGUAUUUUAUGUGUUGUACCAAUGCAAUUACUUUCAUUUCAUAUUGCUGUUUUACGUGGUUAUGAUGUUGAUUGUCCAAGAAAUUUAGCUAAAUCUGUCACUACUGCAUAA